UAAUCUGUCGGCGGCUUGUUUAAAGGUUGUCCAUCUGGCCAAUCAGCGCACAGUAGGAGGCACUGUGGUUAGAAACUAAAACUCUGCGUUGGAAGGAAUCAAAUAAAUUCGCCCUGUGUCCCGAGGUGAAUAAACAGCCUAGAGCGAAGAGAGAUAACUGCAUUCAGAAAAGUCCUGUCUGCAGUGUGUGCUAAUGAGACGAGCACGCUGAGGUCAGGAGGUGUGUAAGUCAGACGCUGGAGGCUGGGGACAGACAUGGCUGGGUUUCUGGAUAAUGUACGCUGGCCAGAGUGCGAGUGCAUCGACUGGUCAGAGAAGAGGAACACGGUGGCCUCCAUCGUGGCUGGUAUUCUGUUUUUCACAGGAUGGUGGGUUAUAAUCGAUGCUGCUGUGCGUUACCCCAGUUCGGAGGAUCUAAAUCACGCUUUUCACGCAUGUGGGGUUUUCGCUACGGUGGCGUUUUUCAUGAUUAAUGCUGUGUCAAAUGCUCAUAUCCAUGGGGACAUGUAUGGAGAGAGCUGUCUCGGGAGGACAGGCGCUCGUCUUUGGAUCUUCCUCGGCUUCCUGAUCAUGUUCAUGUCUCUCAUCGCCUCUAUCGGGAUCUUAUUUGGAGCUUUUGUUUCACCGGGGCAUCCUGUGUCUCCUAGAUUGUCUGUGUUCUUCCAGAACUUGUUCAUAUUUUUCAGAAAGCUGAAGCAGCGAUCAGGCCAGCAGUGUGGUCAAUAAAAUGCAGCGAGAGAAAAACAACAACAACUCAAUAGUAGCCUAUGCAAAUAGAGGACAUUAAGGGGGAAAUUGCAUGUGAUGCCUGUUUCUAAGAUUGUUUCUGUUGACAGAAACAAUCUGUCAUGGUUACAUCUGACGUAUGUCAUUUUCCACUAUAUAUAGAGUUCUGAAACAGUAGGGUUUCCUGAACUGAAAUUCACUUUUUCUUGUGUCUAGCAUUUUAAAAUCUGGUUAAUUUACAUUUAAUAUACCAUGUAAUAAAUAACAAAUAAUCAUAAAUAAAUAUUGAUAUACCAAUGAGAAGCAUGGAAAUAAAAUCUAUGCUGAUCUUUCUAGCAGUCUUUAUUGUUGGCGUACUGACUGAUAUACCGUAAUUUUCGGACUAUUGAGCGCACCUGAAUAUAAGCCUCACCCACUAACUUUAAAAAGAAAAACAUUUUUGUACAUAUAUAGGCUGCACUUGUCUAUAAGCUGCAAGUGUCCACGUUGUAACAUGAGAUAUUUACACAGAUGUUACACAAAGAUUUUUUUUUUACUUUUAAUUAAAUACGUAGCGUAAAUGCUUUUUUCCAAACAGUGCCUGUAACACGGCUGGUUAAAAAAAUAAAAAAUACAGUUGCCUACCAGGAAAAGUCAUUGAUCGCUAUCUUCAUCUUCCUCCUGCGCACUAAAACCACUAAAGUCAUCUUCUUUAGUGUCGGAAUUGAACAGCCUCAGAAUUACCGGUACGUCGUGCAGCAGCUCUAUUUCCUUCUUCGACAGCCAGCUGCAUCAUAAGCAUUUCUUCGUGUGUUUUCCAUGAUGAGGGUGUGUGCAUGAAGCGCAAAAUGACUGAUCUGAAGGAUUUAGUGUGAGUGCGUUUGAUUUAAUUCACUCACAGUUUCACUGGUCCACUGUGACCUGUUCGGUAAUUUCAUUGGUCUGAUGUAGUGAGGCUAAAUGUUUUGGCGGCAUGGAGUUCGUUAGCCCGUAAAAAUCCAUAAAUUAGCCACAUCAUUGUUUAAGCCGCAGUGUUCAAAGCGUGUGAAAAUAGUAGCGGCUUAUAGUCCAGAAAUUACAGUAAAUAUAAUGACUAUUCAGAGGUCCUGCCCAUUCAGUAGUUAUUAAUAAUAAUAAUAAUCCAUGUGAGCAGUGGUGGCUUGUCCAUAGUCCCAUUUAUAUCAGCCGAUCAACAGAUUUGAAUUUUAAUAAAAGCCUUAUUCACAACUCCAUGCAUUUUAAAUUCUAUUGAAAUAAUAAUUACCCCUUUUGAGUAAGCAAUUUUUUUUUUUUUAAAGAACUAUAGCUACUUGACAGAUAUAAGCCAAUGUUCCAUUGAUUUGCUGGCCUUUCUAGGGGAGCGUCCAUGCACCCAGAGGUAAAAAUGGUAACUGCAACGAUGAAAAUGAAGACAGUGUGUCUAUUGUAAGCUAUAUUGCAAAGAUUGGGAAAAGGAAAGUUUGGAGUGGACACAUCUUAAACAUGUCAAAUACUUGUUUCCUUACACAAAGGCUGAGAAAAAGAAGAAAAAUGUUUCCCUUUUUCAAUGCCCGAUUUAUUUAUAUUUUUUUGGGAAUGUCUUUUGUGUGACACUUGAAAUGUAGUUGAUCUGGAAAUUUUGCUGAAACCUGGCAACCCACAGUUGAAGAAAUGAGCUGCUAGACUGUACGUCAGUUGACUGUGUAUUAUCAUCUCUCAACUGCCUAGUCAAGCCAAGUGGGUUUUCAUUGUCAUUCCUCUAUAUAGCUUGUAUACAUUGGAACGAAAUGACAUUUCUUCAGGGCCAUGAUGCGAAAUGGAAGAGUACGCAAGACUACAUAAAGUGCAAAUGCACAACAGUGUGAGACGAGUGCUAAACAAUAAAUACACAGAACAAAACAAUAAAUACAAGGACAAUAGAUGCACAGAACAUGGACUGUAAACUGUAACUUGGACUGUAACUAAGCUAUUGUUUAAUAUAGCAGCAAUACUGGCAGAAAAAACUAAUUCCAUAAUAUAGGAUUACUUUAAGUAUUCACUGGAUAGUAGCCUAUAGCAUAAGUCAAGUAUGAUAGCCUUUCGACCUAAAGCUUUUUGAGGCUAUGUCAUUAUUAAUGUCGUUCAGCCCCGCCAAAUUCUCCAAUCACAAGCCUCUGCUUCUGCACUUUUUCUUAUUUCCACCUACCUGCAAUAGUUUCUGACAAACUUAAGAGGGAGGCACCGGACAUGCUGUCUCUCCCCUGUCAAUCACAACAACAGUUUCCACCCAACAGCCAGCACUCUAUAUCACACAACAGCUAGCAAUUUUGGAGGGGGAGUGCUAACAUACACUAGAUCACGGGCGUCUGUGAGCUCAUGUAUGUAAUAAAGGGCAGAUGGCACUUUUCGCUGAGGUGUUAUGCUUCCCUGUGAUUUAGCAUGAGCAGCAGAUAGAAAAUAAAUUUUUGGCUUUACCUGUCUCAGGAAGCAUGUAUUAGCAUCCCCCUCCCCAGCUGGUGGCAGUUGUGUGAUAUAGAGAGCUGGCUGGUGGGUGGAAACUGCCAGGUGACCGAAUUCAGGAGAAACAACAUUUGUAGAUUAUAGGAGUCAUUAUGUUUUACAUCAAACUAUUUUAAGUUGGAAUUAUCUUAACCUGAUUUAAUAUUAUGUUGAGCAGACAGGCUGUAUCAGGCAAAAGCCCUGCAUUGGGAAAUCAAUCCUUACUUUAAUUAUCAGCAUCAUCCACAUCAGCUUCUGUCUCAUUGCUUGAGGAAAAAGCACAAGCCUCUUCAUCGUCUCUUCACUCCACUGAUCUCUGUGCACUCAAACAGUAAUAAUAGCUCAUUAAUUUAGUCAGUUUGAUUCUGUUGGCCCUUAUUCUUUAUUUAGGUAAUUGAAACAUAUUUAAAUAUUUAGUUAUGGUGAAGUAUAUUAUGGUUUCUUAAAGUACAGAUUUCAUUACAUUUAUGGCAUUUGGCAGACGCCCUUAUGCAGAGUGACUCACAUUUGUAUCAUUUAUACAUCUGAGCAGUUGAGGGUUAAGGGCCUUGCUCAAGAGACCAGUAGUGGCAACUUGGUACUGGUUGCUGGGACCUUCUGCUAUGUGGUCUAAUGUCUUAACCACUGAGCUACCACUGCCCAAAUGGUACAUCCCUGACCUGUGCUGCGGCAGUGAGAGCACCGAAUCCUAACCGUUAGACCACCAGGGAGAUCAAAGUAUUAAAUUAUAAGAAAAAAAAAAUUGGGUCUCUUCAUUUUUUCUAGAGUUCAGCCAUAGUGACCUCAGGUGGGUUUUCCCAGACUGCAAUUUUGCUGUAAUCAAAGGCAGAAGAACUUAAUCAUUAGCUUAAAAGCUUGUAUAAAGGGGCUGAAAAGUAUUAGCUUAUGAAGGCCACAAACCUGAAUAUUCUCAACAGAGCUAUUUUCACAAAAACAAAAAUCCAAAAUCGUUAAACCUGGGGGACGAAACAGAAUUAGCUGUAAGAUUUGAUACUAGAGACGAGAAGCCAAGUUAAAACAGUGAUCUGAAGACAGUGAUCAGUGGGUGAAGGCUUUCAGUUUUAUUUAUGUUAAAUGAGACUGUAUGGAGGCAGCAUGGUGGCAUAGCAGGUUCGAUCCUGAGAUCGGCUUACUUUCUGUCUGACGUUUUGCAUGUUGUCCCCAUGUCUAUAGGUGGAUUGGCUAUCCUAAAUUGCCCCAAGGUGCGAAUGAAUGUGUGUGUGUACAUGGUGCCCUUUAAUCGACUGGCAUCCCAUCUAGUGUAUUCCCACCCAGUGUUCCCGGAAUAGGUUUCAGAUCUAUUGCCACCAUGCCCAGGGUAAAGUGCAGAUAACCCCCUGCAGUUUGAGUUUACCUUAGCUAUUUGCCCAGGAGCUUUUUAAGCUUACCAGUCAUUUGGCUGUCAGCUGAAUAAAACCGAAAGGCCUAAUGCACGAGUGGCUGCGUGUCUUAAGUGGGAGUUAAAACUUUUGUAAUACCUUCUGUUCGCACCAGGGAAUUGCUUUGCAGAUUCUCACUUCAUUUACUACUCGUACCUGAGCCACAGCCUCAGUAUAUUUACUGAACUCUUUAUUAAACAGUCCUACCAUCUCUGUAGCUGUACAGUUAGAGACAUAAAGCUCAUUAUUUUUCUCCAUACAGUGUGUGUGUGUGUGUGUGUGUGUGUGUGUGUGUGUGUGUGUGUCUUACUGUAGCCUUCAUCAAUGUC
Messenger RNA from Ictalurus punctatus (channel catfish), 4870 nucleotides. Its product is annotated as transmembrane protein 50B. The transcript has 7 exons. The record is from RefSeq and is a predicted model, not a curated record. Bases 256 to 726 code for a protein of 156 amino acids. NCBI's taxonomy places the organism in Eukaryota, Metazoa, Chordata, Actinopteri, Siluriformes, Ictaluridae. Gene Ontology annotation, biological process: protein targeting to vacuole; late endosome to vacuole transport via multivesicular body sorting pathway.